Molecule: messenger RNA, 597 nt
Organism: Scomber japonicus (chub mackerel)
Lineage: Eukaryota; Metazoa; Chordata; Actinopteri; Scombriformes; Scombridae
Product: ras-related protein ced-10-like
Exons: 1
Coding region: 4-576 (190 amino acids)
Biological process (GO): small GTPase-mediated signal transduction; actin filament organization; cortical cytoskeleton organization
Cellular component (GO): cell cortex; cytoplasmic vesicle; cell projection
Molecular function (GO): GTP binding; GTPase activity; protein kinase binding
Source: RefSeq, a predicted model, not a curated record
GAAAUGCGGCAUGUAAGGUGUGUGGUGGUGGGUGACAGUGCAGUAGGAAAGACCUAUCUACUCUACACCUACAUCAAGAAGAGCUUCCCUAAGGACUACAUAUCAGGUUUCCAUGACACAUACAGUACCCAGAUCAAUGUAGAUGGCCAGACUGUCAGCCUAGACCUUUCGGACACCGCUGGCAGAGAGGAAUAUGACCGUAUACGCCCCCUCUGCUAUAACCAAGUCACUGUCAUCAUCAUCUGCUUCUCCAUUGCUAGCCCAUCAUCCUUUGAGAAUGUCAAGCUCAAGUGGCUCCCAGAGGUUAAACACUAUUGCCCUAAUGUGCCUAUUCUCCUUGUGGGAACUAAGAGUGACCUACGUGAUGAUCAGGAGGUCAUGGAAAAACUGAGAGAGCAGAAUCUAACCACUGUCGACCAGCAGCAGGGAACAACCAUGGCCAGACAGAUAAAGGCUGUUAAAUACCUUGAGUGUGCUUCAAUCAACCAGGAUAGACUGGAUGAGGUGUUUGAUGAGGCAGUGCGUGCUUCUAUCAGUCAUUCAACCACCACCAAGAAACCAUGUGCACUGUUGUGAGUUAAUGUUUUUAGGUUUAGA